Messenger RNA from Phytophthora infestans T30-4, 2226 nucleotides. RefSeq lists its product as uncharacterized. NCBI's taxonomy places the organism in Eukaryota, Oomycota, Peronosporomycetes, Peronosporales, Peronosporaceae. The transcript is spliced from 3 exons. Bases 1 to 2094 code for a protein of 697 amino acids. The record is from RefSeq and is a predicted model, not a curated record.
AUGGGGGACCAAGAGGCCAAGAGCGCCGAGCUCACGCGCAGUUUUCUGUCUUUCCGUAUGCUUAAGGAGGUGCUGCAAUCCACAAACAUCAAGGACGAUGAAGAGGCCGUAAUGGUCACACGCAUGUGCGUAGACCCUCGCCACGUAGAAGAGUUCGAGCGCUUACUUCGCAUGAUCCUCAAGACCACACACACCGUGGGUCACGUGUCCACGUGCGUGGUGCGUCCGCCACCUGGAGAGUUCACCUACACGUCGAUCGUCAAGUACUCUGGAUUACAGGCAAUGCGCCAGAUCUACCCAUCAACGGUCGAGAGCGGCGUGGACUUUUACAAACUAUUGGCAGCACGCGACUCGCUACUAUUGGAGCCCCCUACGUACCAGAUUGAAGCAGGUUUCGGCACUUGGAUCGAGUCGGACGGCAACACUAAACCCAUGAGAGGCGACGACCCCGAAGAAGAUGAAAAUCUCGUGUAUCAGAGCGUUCCUGGCCCGUGCUGCAACGAUUCGUGCGAGAAUCCACACGGACUGAACGUACGCGCGUCUUUUGUGGCUCCUACCAAGGAUUUCCAGCUCUUCCGACCGCGCUACCAGCGCAACAACAAGAAAGGAGGACAGAAGAACUUACGCUGCUUCCCUUGUUGUCGAAAUGGCCGCCACGUGAGCUCUGGCUUCUGUGGAGAUUCCAUCCGAGUGCACGUGGCUGUCAGUCGCGUGACGGAGUCAGGAGGAGUCAAGAUUUGCCCCAUUCAGACGACACGUCCGGCCGUGUUGGCCUUUGCACGCUUUCUGAACCUCGAGGGCACGUUUGACCAGACCGUCUCGGGGCCCGAGGUCUUCCCUGGACAGACUAUUGAGAAGACAGACGUGCUCGCGUGGGUGCGUGACAAGCAGCACCCGAUGAAUCCGCUGUUCCCUGGGAUUUUACGUGGUGCUGCUAUGGAGACCUCGUCUCAGUCAGCGAUCUUCGAGUUCAACGCCGAGUGCAAGGCCUGGCAUUACGGCUGGACUGCACCUCGUGGCCAGGGGCUAUCUGGGAGCGACGCGCAACAUGUAUUGGAGGUGCUGUUCAUGAAACCCAUGGGCUCUUACAUGUACUGUCUCGAGCGUCUACGCUCAGACGGCUUCUCUAUCUACUCCAGUCGAAGAGCUAGUCACGCCGCUAUCAAGCCCGAAGCCGAGGCUUUCGAGAACCAGGAGACGUUGGACGACAGAAAUCUCAAGCGAAAGCGUGCGACGCGGACAGGAGCAGCCUCGCCUUCAGCACAUGCACUGAUGUCUCAGCCCCCGGCAUCACCGGCGUCGACAGUUGUUUCCAGCUGUUUAAGUGCUUCCCCGAUCUUUUCGCCCUCUGAGGAAGACAUGACCAAUGGACGUCGUCCCAGUGUUUCUUCCUCCGCUGUGCGCAUGACGCCACCCUCGGCGUCUACUUGUACAGGUUUUGUGGACGUCACGUCGCCAAUGACAGAUGUACCGCCGUUCAAGAUGGAGAAUAUUUUCGGCUCGAUAUCCUCACCAAUGGCGGUAUGUCCUCCUGUGUCCUCUGUCCUUGUGGACAGCGCAUCGUCGGGCUUCGACUACCGUGGUCUUGACGACUUGAUGGGUGGUGGCGGCAUGUUACAGAACCCAGGUCUACAACAGCAACAGCCCCAGCAACUUAGGCACCAGCAGCAGCAGCUGCUCAUCGACCAGCAGAACCAACAGCUCCAGCGACACCAACGCGAGCAGCAAGAGUUGUUGCGGCACCAGCAGCAACUGAUUCAGCGACUGGCAGAGCAAAUGAUGAUCAGCCAGCAGCACCAACAGGUACAUAUGAACCACCUGCAAGUUCCCGGAGGACUUCAAACGCACUCAUUGUUCCAGGAGGAGCAACCAGCUCGACGAGUUGUCUCGACGGAGGAGCUGCCGUGGUCCGAGCUGUACAAUCUCUUUGACCCCACGCCUCUGUCGCCAUCGAGUACUGACGAUGAUCCUGACCACGACGAGGAGAGUCUUCCGAGCCCAGGGAGCAGCCCGGGACCGUCUUCUGUUGCCAGCUCGGGGAUGGCUUCUCCUUCUGUUGCGCGAACACAGCAGACCGUUUUGAAUUACUUAUAGCAUAGUUUAGAGUGAUAACGUCGAGCUUCCGCGUCGGAGGGUAUGAACGCACCGGGAAAGAAGACGAAGUCUUAAAGGCGAGGGGGGCAAGAAGAAGCAAAGGUGCAAGCGGAAGGUCAGAGCGCAACCCCA